CUCUGAGUUUGAACAGUGAUUUACAUUCAUAGAGGAGAACCAACAAGUGGAAAAUAGUUGCACUAGCCGCAUUAAAACUGACUUCUUGUUACUGCAAAUCAAACUAAAUUGGUGGCUCCCCAUUUAAUAUCAAAGCGGUAAGUAAUGAUCCUUAAAAGGUCACCAAACCCAAUGACGUCCGCAUUAAAAACUCUCAACUACUUCUCCUUCAAAACGCGAUUCUGCACCACCUGUCCUUUUGCCCGCCAAGACUUUUCCUGCUCUUCACUCUCCACCUUCUGCACGUCGCAGUCUCGACUUUUCUCCUCAUUACGUUCUUGUACAUUGAUGGAGGUUGUUAAAGCUGCUUGUAAGCAGGGAUCUGCUGCUCGUGAUAGUAUUGCAAUUAGAGCUGAUCAGAAGAGUUACACUUACAGCCAACUCAUAUCAUCUGCAUGGAAGAUAUCUAGACUUUUGUGCGAGGAACUGAAAACUAGUUGUGAAAGUAGCAAGCAUGGUCAUCCAUCUGUGGCAGUUGAUGAUGCCACAGAGUAUGAGAAUCUCGGUGGAGCUCGAAUUGGAAUUGUGGCUAAUCCUUCUGCUGAAUUUGUUGCGGGAGUACUAGGGACUUGGUUUAGUGGAGGUGUUGCAGUUCCACUUGCACUCAGCUAUCCGGAGGCUGAACUUUUGCACGUGAUGAAUGAUUCUGAUGUGUCUAUGCUAUUGAGUACUGAAGAUUACAAGGAGACUAUGCAAAGUGUUGCUGCUAAAAGUGCUGCCAAGUUUUCUCUUAUUCCACAUGUUACUAGCACUUUGUCACAGAUAAACGUAGAUGAUCAGUCACAAACUGGAUUCCUAAAUGCAUAUGGGAGCUUUCCAGGAAAAGUUGAGAACUCAGGUGAUCCAGCAUUGAUUGUCUACACCAGUGGUACAACUGGUAAACCAAAAGGAGUUGUACAUACACACAAAAGCAUCAGUUCUCAGGUUUUGUGGGCAAAGAUACCUCUUAGAAGCCCUUAG
Molecule: messenger RNA, 999 nt
Organism: Carica papaya (papaya)
Lineage: Eukaryota; Viridiplantae; Streptophyta; Magnoliopsida; Brassicales; Caricaceae
Source: RefSeq, a predicted model, not a curated record